AGAGUUCCCUGCGGAGCUUACCGGAGCCGGGGGCGUGAAAGAUGGCGGCCGACAGGACUGUACAGCGGUUUAGAUUAUAGAACGGACUGUGGGGUUUCCCCGGGGGUCGGUGGUUUACCGACUUUAGGUUCUUAUCUAACCGUUACCGGAUACUCACGUGACUGCUGCUAGGCACCUCUUGUCCAGUCAUUGACCUACCGGAGUCCCUGGGACUUUACCUAGUAGAAUGGAGGAUCUCCCGGUCGCCGGAGGGAUGGCCGCCUCUCCCAGGCCGCAGGCUGGAGGUUCUGUGCAGGCCCAGCCACAGGGAGUCCCCUCGGACACGGGGUGCGAGCUCUCUGCCCGACCCCCACAGUACACAAUCCCCGGUAUCCUGCACUACAUCCAGCACGAGUGGGCUCGCUUCGAGAUGGAGAGAGCGCACUGGGAGGUUGAGCGGGCCGAGCUGCAGGCACGGAUAGCUUUUUUACAAGGCGAAAGAAAAGGUCAAGAAAAUUUGAAGAAGGAUUUAGUAAGAAGAAUAAAAAUGUUAGAGUAUGCUUUAAAGCAAGAGAGGGCAAAGUAUCAUAAAUUAAAAUAUGGAACAGAACUAGGCCAAGGAGACGUGAAGAUGCCAGCAUACGAAUCUGAAGAAACCAAAGAAUCCGAGAUUCCCCCAGGGCCUCAAAAUAGUCAACUGACCUGGAAACAAGGACGUCAGCUGUUAAGACAGUACCUUCAGGAGGUAGGGUAUACAGAUACGAUAUUGGAUGUUAGGUCACAAAGGGUUCGCUCCCUGCUCGGGCUGUCGGGCUCAGAACCAAACGGCUCGGUGGAAACGAAGAACAUUGAACAGAUACUCAAUGGAGGGGAUUCUCAUUCACUUAAACAAAAGGGACAGGAAAACAAAAGGAACUCCGGUGAUGUCCUGGAAACAUUUAAUUUCUUAGAAAGUGCUGAUGACAGUGAUGACGAUGACGAGGGUGACCUUAUAGAGGAUGUCACAGAUGGCAAAGACCAACAACGCAUAAACAAAAAGCAUAAAAUUGGCAAUGAAGGUUUAGCUGCUGAACUGGCGGAUGACACAGAAGAAGCGUUAAAGGAGUUUGACUUUCUGGUGACUGCGGAAGAUGGGGAGGGUGCUGGAGAAGCCAGGAGCUCUGGAGAUGGAACGGAAUGGGACAAGGAUGUCCUGUCCCCAUCUGCAGAGGUUUGGGAUGUAGACCAGGGUCUGAUUAAUAAACUCAAGGAGCAGUACGCGAAGGAGCGCAAGGGAACAAAAGGGGCCAAGAGGGUAAACAGGACAAAACUCCAUGACAUGAUUGCGGACCUGGGGGAUGAGGAGCUUGCUCACAUCCCACCCGGUAUUCUAAACCCAUCACGGACGCCCUCCAGAAUAACAGAUCAUGAAGGUGGAAGAGCUGAAGAAGCUGAGCCCAUCACAUUUCCAUCUGGAGGAGGGAAAUCAUUCAUCAUGGGCUCAGAAGAUGUUCUGGAGACUGUCUUGGGACUUGGUGACCUGGCAGACCUUACUGUAACUAAUGAUGCAGACUACAGUUAUGAUAUGCCGUCCAAUAAGGAUGCCUUCAGGAAGACAUGGAACCCUAAGUAUACCCUGCGCAGCCACUUUGAUGGCGUGCGGGCGCUGGCAUUUCAUCCAGUGGAGCCUGUUCUGGUUACAGCGUCCGAGGACCAUACCCUGAAAUUAUGGAAUCUGCAGAAAACUGUACCUGCCAAAAAGAGUGCCUCCCUAGACGUGGAACCUAUCUACACAUUCAGAGCCCAUGUGGGACCUGCCCUGUGUUUGGUGGUGAGCAGUAAUGGAGAGUACUGUUACAGUGGAGGGGUAGAUGCAACAAUACAGUGCUGGAAAAUGCCGAGCCCCAAUGUGGAUCCAUAUGAUACUUACGAUCCAAGUGUUCUGGCUGGCACGUUGGUUGGACACACGGACGCUGUGUGGGGUCUCUCUUACAGCGGUGUUAAAGAUAGAUUGCUGUCCUGUUCGGGGGAUGGCACUGUGCGGUUGUGGAACCCACCACAAAGUGUUGCUUGCGUUGGCACAUACAAUGGAAAUAAAGAACACGGCAUUCCCACGUCGGUGGAUUUUAUCGGCUGUGAUCCAGCCCACGGAGUGGCCUCUUUCACCAGCGGUUGCAUUGUUCUGUAUGACUUAGAAACGACACAGCCGCUGCUGCAGCUGUCUGUGCCCUCCGACUGCGGCCCCCUGUUUUCUAGCCACAUAAAUAAGGUUGUGAGCCAUCCUACUCUUCCAGUAACCAUCGCUGCGUAUGAGGACCGGCACAUAAAGUUUUUCGACAACAAGUCAGGGAGGACGAUUCAUUCAAUGGUGGCUCAUCUGGAUGCGGUGACGAGCCUUGCAGUGGAUCCCAACGGAAUCUACCUGAUGUCUGGCAGCCACGACUGCUCCAUCCGGCUGUGGAACCUGGACAGCAAGACCUGCGUUCAGGAAAUCACCGCUCACCGCAAGAAGCUCGAUGAGUCUAUUUACGACGUUGCCUUUCACCCAUCCAAAGCGUUCAUUGCCAGCGCCGGAGCGGAUGCCCUCGCCAAGGUCUUUGUGUGAACUCCCGUCAACCAGAAGCCGCCGGUGCGUCUGGGACACGUGGAAAGGGGGCGCUGGGUGUAAUUUAAAUAACACUUCAAACAUCACUGCCAUUCCCCCCAACCGACACUACAUGGCAGAGCUCUGUCUGCAGGACAGGAAUACCGCUUACUGAGCAGCAGGCACCCUCUUCCCCCAGAUCCUCAUUUUUGUAAGGCAGGGCUGUGAUUACUGUAAUUAAACUGUUUUUAGAUAUUU
Molecule: messenger RNA, 2800 nt
Organism: Spea bombifrons (plains spadefoot toad)
Lineage: Eukaryota; Metazoa; Chordata; Amphibia; Anura; Pelobatidae
Gene: STRN3
Product: striatin 3
Exons: 18
Coding region: 227-2563 (778 amino acids)
Cellular component (GO): dendrite
Molecular function (GO): calmodulin binding; protein phosphatase 2A binding; armadillo repeat domain binding
Source: RefSeq, a predicted model, not a curated record